Messenger RNA from Postia placenta MAD-698-R-SB12, 4302 nucleotides. RefSeq lists its product as hypothetical. The transcript is spliced from 6 exons. Gene Ontology annotation, biological process: L-lysine biosynthetic process. The coding region runs from base 1 to 4302 and encodes 1433 amino acids. Gene Ontology annotation, molecular function: L-aminoadipate-semialdehyde dehydrogenase [NAD(P)+] activity; phosphopantetheine binding. Lineage: Eukaryota; Fungi; Basidiomycota; Agaricomycetes; Polyporales; Adustoporiaceae. The record is from RefSeq and is a predicted model, not a curated record.
AUGGCGGAUGAGCGUCUCGCUCGGGUCGUGGCUCGUUUGCAAAAUCUACCCUCCAUCUCUCUUCCGACAGACUAUCCACGACAAGCCGGGAAUCGACUAGUCGAGGCGGCGCACUCUGCUGAUCUCUCGGCACAGACAUGUCUGGGGCUACUGAAGCUGGCUCUGUACAACGAGAGCGAAGACGGGGACGAGGAAGGCACAUCCGAAAGCAAGCCGCCGUCCCCCUUCCACUUGCUUCUCGCUGCGUUCUCUGUUCUCCUGCACAGAUACACAGGCGACACAGACCUCGUCAUAGGCUCUUCGUCAGCUCUGGCACGCGAUCCUCUCGUCCUCAGAAUAGCCGUAAACCCUGAUGAUCCGUUCUGGGCCGUCGUGCGCAAGGUGCAGCAGGCAGAGAACGACGCCGAGGCCGAUGCGCUGCCGUACGAGGCGAUCGUGCGGGCCCUGGGCAAAGACAAGGCCGACACAGCGGAGAACUCGCGCCCGCUUUUCCGUGUGCGUUUCUUCGACGAGACUGACACACCGCAGGAGAAUUUCCUGCGCUCGACCAGCCUGACGUCCGACCUGACGGUCUUCAUCACCCGGCAGCACGAGACGAGUCGCAGCUCGGUCGCUCCCCACAUCACCCUCCGCCUGCUGUACAAUUCCCUGCUCUUCACGCCUACCCGUAUGUCCUGCAUCGUGGACCAGCUCUCCAUUCUCUUGCGAAAAAUUGCUGCAAAUCCCGUUGCGCCUGUCGGCUCUGUGCCACUGCUCACACCUGCCCAGCGUGCAAUUCUUCCGGACCCCACCGCGGAUCUGAAUUGGUGCGACUGGAAGGGUGCGAUCACGGAUGUGUUCUCGCGAAACGCGCGUCGAUGGCCAGACCGACCCUGUGUCAUCCAAUGCCUCAGUCCGGACAAGUUUGAUGAUCCGCAGGAGAAGCGCACGUUUAGCUACCGCCAGAUCUUGCAUGCGUCGAACAUCCUCGCGCAUCACCUUGUACAGGGCGGUGUGCAAAGGGAAGAGGUGGUCAUGGUAUACGCCUACCGUAGCGUAGAGCUCGUCGUUGCAGUGAUGGCGGUGCUCAAAGCGGGCGCGACGUUCUCAGUCAUCGAUCCCGCGUACCCUCCGUCCAGACAGACUAUCUACCUUCAGGUCGCCCAGCCUCGCGCCCUUGUCGUUCUCAAAGGUGCCGGGACAAUCAACCCGUCAGUGCGCGAGUUCAUCUCCAACGAGCUGCAGAUCCGCGUCGAGGUGCCUGCACUUGAGCUGUCGGCUGGCGGGCAAGUAAUCGGUGGUCGUGAUGGAAACGACGAAGACGUCCUGGCGUCCCAGACACAUCUAGCUAGCAAAGAUCCUGAAAUUCCAUUGGGACCGGACAGUGUCGGCACACUGUCUUUUACUAGCGGCAGUACGGGCAUUCCCAAGGGCGUGCGCGGAAGACAUUUUAGUCUGACGCACUUUUUCCCUUGGAUGGGACAGCGGUUCGGGCUCGGAGAGGACUCGAAGUUCACGAUGCUCAGCGGCAUUGCUCACGACCCUAUUCAGCGCGACAUGUUCACACCCCUUUUCUUCGGUGCACGCUUGUAUGUGCCAACCGCCGAGGACAUCGGCACACCCGGACGGCUCGCGGAGUGGAUGGCAGACAAUGAGGUGACCGUGACCCACCUCACGCCCGCCAUGGGCCAGCUGCUCUCCGCACAGGCGACGCGCCAGAUCCCCUCCUUGCGCAACGCGUUCUUUGUGGGAGACGUCCUCACGAAGCGCGACUGCCUGCGUCUGCAGUCACUCGCGGCAAACGUGCGGAUCGUGAACAUGUAUGGCACGACAGAGACGCAGCGCGCGGUGUCGUACUUCCUCAUCCCGAGCGUCGCGGAGGACCCGACGUUCCUCGCGAUGCAGAAGGAGAUCAUGCCGGCGGGCGAGGGCAUGAUCGACGUGCAGCUGCUAGUCGUGAACCGGAACGACAAGAAUGUGCCGUGUGCCGUGGGCGAGGUCGGCGAGAUCUACGUGCGGUCUGGCGGGCUGGCGGAGGGCUACUCCGAUCCCGACGCCACUGCGGAGAAGUUCGUCACCAACUGGUUCGCCGCGAAGUCGCCACCGCGCGAAGACACGAUCCGCGAGCCGCACAGCGCCCAGCCGGGACCAGAAGCGCAGUUCUGGAAGGGCAUUCGCGACAGGAUGUACCGCUCCGGGGAUCUCGGACGGUACUUGCCCACAGGUAUCGUGGAAUGUACCGGCCGCGCCGACGAUCAGGUCAAGAUCCGCGGGUUCCGUAUUGAACUGGGCGAGAUUGACUUGUACCUGAGCCAGCAUCCGCUCAUCCGGGAGAACGUCACUCUUGUGCGGCGAGACAAGGAUGAGGAGAAGGUGCUCGUCAGCUACUUUGUACCCGUCGGCGGUCCCGCGCUGGAUGAGUAUGAGAGCGAUAUCCCCGACGGCGACGACGAGAAGGGCGUGGUGAGCGGUAUGAGGCGGUACCGGAGGCUUAUCAAGGAUAUCAGGGAGUACCUUAAGAAGAAACUGCCUAGCUACAGUGUUCCUACCCUGUUCGUCCCCUUGAGGCGCAUGCCUCUUAACCCGAACGGGAAGAUUGACAAGCCAGCCUUGCCGUUCCCCGAUACCGCUCAGGCGGCUCCAGCCGACUCGCACCGUGGUCCUGCCGCAACACCCACCGAAGAAGCCAUCCGAGCAAUCUGGUCCCGCAUCUUGCCGAACCCGCCCUCUCCACUACCUCUCGACGAGAACUUCUUCGAUGCCGGCGGGCACUCUAUUCUCGCGACUCGCCUGAUUUUCGAGAUCCGGAAGGCAUUCCUAGUGGAAGCACCUCUUGGUCUUGUGUUUGACAAGCCGACUAUCAGCGGACUCGCUUCUGCCGUCGACGAGCUUCGCAACGCAGAUCUCGGCUUCGGGGCUCAGGAUAGCGGCAAGUCUUCGCCUGUGACGGAAGAUACGGCCUUGAAGACGGCGCUCAAGCGUGCCGCUGCGGUGAAGAAGCUGACAUACAGCGAGGACUACGAGGUGCUGCUGCCCAAAUUGCGCUCGUCGUACCUCUCAAUUGCGGCAGAUUAUACGAGCCGUCCAUUAACGAUCUUCUUGACUGGUGCAACUGGUUUCCUCGGCGCCUUCAUUCUGCGCGAUUUGCUCUCACGUCCUGAGCGCGUCCGGAAGGUGAUUUGUCUCGUCAGAGCACCCGAUUCGGGCAAGGCCCUGGAGCGCCUCCGCGAUGCAGCGAGUGGGCGUGGUGUCUGGGACGAGGAGUGGAUACAGCAGUCCAGGCUCGAGGCGGUCAAAGGUGACCUCGAUCAGGAGCUGUUCGGCUUGGAUCGACCUACGUGGACUCGUAUCACGAAUGAGGCUGACGCUGUCGUUCACAACGGCGCAUUGGUACACUGGGUCUAUCCGUAUGAGAGAUUGCGACCCGCGAAUGUGAUUGGCACAUUGACCGCAUUGGAACUUGCCGCGACGAGCAAGCCCAAGCUGUUCGUCUUCGUGUCUUCCACGUCUGCAAUCGACACCGAGUAUUAUGUCCAGCUUUCUGACUCUCUGUCGCGAGAGCAAAAUAGCCUGGGUGGUGUCCCCGAAGACGAUGACCUUGAAGGUGCUAGAUUAAAUCUCAAGACUGGUUAUGGGCAGAGCAAGUGGGUGUCUGAGAAGCUCCUCUUCGAGGCUGGUCGACGAGGCCUGAACGGCCAUAUUCUACGACCUGGCUAUGUCGUCGGCGAUUCACUGUCUGCGGUUACCAACACAGACGACUUCAUCUGGCGGAUGGUCAAGGGUUGCAUCCAGUUGGGUCUUGUGCCUGAUAUCAACAACACCGUCAACAUGGUCCCUGUCGAUCACGUCGCACGUUGUACGGCCCUUGCUGCGCUAGCACCGUUGCCAUCCCCGCGGGAUACACUCAGCGUGCUGCACGUGGCUGCACAUCCGCGCCCGACGUUCAACGACUUCCUCUCAUCGCUCGCUCGGUACGGAUUUACGACCGAGCGGUGCGAGUAUCUCGUCUGGCGGCGUCAGCUCGAGCGUCACGUUAUGGAGGUGCAGGAUAACGCGCUGUUCCCUCUGCUGCACUUUGUGCUUGACGAUCUGCCGACGAGCACCAAGGCACCGGAACUCAAUGACACGAACAUGCGGGCGCUCCUGGCACCGCAUGUUCACGAAACAAACAGGACAGUGGAUGACGAGCUGAUGGGCCGAUACUUGGCGUGGCUAGUCCGCACCGAGUUCCUCCCACCACCCUCGGCGGCCGAGGCCGAGAAAAAGCUGCCGGACUUGGGCGACGGGCCCACGACACGAGCAGUAGGACGCAGCGGGGUGUAG